AUGUCCGGCUCAAUUAGUGAGGUCGAGGCACAACCCGUCCAGCCAACCGCGGCAUCUACGGCAGACGUCCCAUCAACAUCAGCCGAUAUCGAAGUUGACAACGAAAAGGAUGCCUCGACCAUGGAUGAUCGCAUGUGA
Molecule: messenger RNA, 138 nt
Organism: Colletotrichum costaricense
Lineage: Eukaryota; Fungi; Ascomycota; Sordariomycetes; Glomerellales; Glomerellaceae
Exons: 2
Coding region: 1-138 (45 amino acids)
Source: RefSeq, a predicted model, not a curated record